Dioscorea cayenensis subsp. rotundata (Guinea yam) is the source of this 453-nucleotide messenger RNA. Its product is annotated as 7-dehydrocholesterol reductase-like. The record is from RefSeq and is a predicted model, not a curated record. Gene Ontology annotation, cellular component: endoplasmic reticulum membrane. Lineage: Eukaryota; Viridiplantae; Streptophyta; Magnoliopsida; Dioscoreales; Dioscoreaceae. Gene Ontology annotation, molecular function: oxidoreductase activity, acting on the CH-CH group of donors, NAD or NADP as acceptor. Gene Ontology annotation, biological process: sterol biosynthetic process; brassinosteroid biosynthetic process. The coding region runs from base 1 to 453 and encodes 150 amino acids. The transcript is spliced from 6 exons.
AUGGGUCAUGCUGAUGGUUCUGUCAUGCAAACGUUUGAGUAUCUUAAGCAAAAUAGUCUAGAGGGCCUCAAAACCAUCUGGCCAACACCAUCCCUCAUUGCAUGGAAAAAUCAUUUGACACUGAUAACUUACCUUGGUCUCUGGUGGUUUGGGAUAUUCAAUCCCGCAAUUGUGUAUGACCAUCUUGGAGAAAUCUAUUCAGCCCUUGUAACAGGAAGCCUUGUCUUCUGCGUCUUCUUGUAUAUAAAGGGGCAUUUGGCACCUUCAUCUUCUGAUUCUGGGUCCUCUGGGAAUGUGAUUAUUGACUUCUAUUGGGGAAUGGAAUUAUAUCCCCGAAUUGGUAAACAUUUUGAUAUCAAAGUUUUCACAAACUGCCGCUUUUGGUAUGAUGUCUUGGGCAGUUUUGGGUUUAACAUAUUGCAUCAAACAGUAUAUGAAAAGAAUCGCAUUUGA